AUGAAGCUUGUCAGUUCAAGAAUAACUUCGCCUGAAAAUCUUUUCCUUUGGGAAGCAAACCUCAUCGGACCGGCCAACUGCCCGUUCAAAAACGAUGUCUUCGCCGUCUCUAUUCACAUCCCAACUAAAUAUCCAUUCAAACGACCCAAGAUCAU
Eruca vesicaria subsp. sativa (arugula) is the source of this 155-nucleotide messenger RNA. The record is from the annotation of a GenBank genome assembly. Lineage: Eukaryota; Viridiplantae; Streptophyta; Magnoliopsida; Brassicales; Brassicaceae.